This is a messenger RNA of Drosophila simulans, 772 nucleotides long. RefSeq lists its product as uncharacterized. Lineage: Eukaryota; Metazoa; Arthropoda; Insecta; Diptera; Drosophilidae. The coding region runs from base 90 to 728 and encodes 212 amino acids. The record is from RefSeq and is a predicted model, not a curated record. The transcript has 3 exons.
AGUUUUUGAAGAAUUGGGAUUUUCUUGUCAGUGCGAUAUGGUAACACACAGAAAAACAAAUAUCCUGAGAAAUUGGCGCAUAAUUAACAAUGUUUUUAAACGACAUAGGCCAACCCUCAAUACUGGAAAAAGAAAAAGUCUACAGCUCUUACGAGGAGCACCGUGGACCCUUGCUCUUUACGUCAGCCGCCUUAGGAGAACUAAUAGCACCACAAAAUUGGUGCCAGUUAGCUGUGGGUUCCCAGCUGGACAUCUCACGGCUGCAAUCAUAUACAGCUGUUUCAGAAAGCUGGUCUUUUGAAAUACUACUGCCGAAUAAGCCCACCCGACUAGUGUACGAUGAGAACGAGAUCACAAUCACAUUGAUACCAGCGGGAAGAAAGGAUAACGGCUUGGAGUGCAACCUAUUCUACAUAGAAAACGGCCAUGCACGAUAUUUGAUUGUGGACUGCCUAUCCGAGUAUCUGGACUUUCUGCCAAAGGCCUCGGGCUUCUUUCACACGGGCCUCCGGCAGGGAAUCGAUGUAAUGUACGUGGACGAAAAGCUCUUAGUUGAGAACCAAAUAAACGAGGAUCUCUACAGUUUAGCUGACCUGAUAAGACCAAAGUUCAUAUACGGAUUGCGGCAACGGGAACUGCCGAAGUGGCUGCUCGAUCUGCGUCGGAUUGAUGAUAGAAAUAAGAAGUAUAGCGUGCUUUCCGUACAAAAUGAUGCAUUUAAGGUUUAAAACAAACGACCAGUUAACAGUCAAAUAAAAUCUAACUAAGACUA